Marmota monax (woodchuck) is the source of this 3476-nucleotide messenger RNA. It is a transcript of the gene Fam149a, whose product is annotated as family with sequence similarity 149 member A. The transcript has 14 exons. The coding region runs from base 352 to 2754 and encodes 800 amino acids. The record is from RefSeq and is a predicted model, not a curated record. NCBI's taxonomy places the organism in Eukaryota, Metazoa, Chordata, Mammalia, Rodentia, Sciuridae.
AGGUCCUUUCCUUGGGUUCCCGGACCCCUGACCCUCAGAGGUGUCCCGGCACAGGGACACAGAACGCAUUGCUCCUCGCGGAGGGUGGCGGACUUCCCGCUGCGGAUCCCGCAGCUCAGCACCCUGUGGGUGGGUCGGGCUGUACUGGAAGGUCUAUCCCAACCCCAACCGUGCGGAGCUGAGCAUCCGAAGAAGGUUUCCUAGGGGUGGAGAGAGAACCGGAGGCCACCAGGACUCCACCGUGUCCCAGAUCCUCGCUCGCACCCGGGCGGCCGUGGAUGGAGCCCAGCAGCACGGCUCCUGGUGUUCUUGGGCUUCUGGCAGCAGCGAGGACUUUUCCAAGGUCAAGGCAUGAAGGUUGCUGUGUUGGACCUUGGGUCUCUCUUUGCCAAAAUCUUCAAGACUUCGACAACGGCGUCCCCCGAAGUUCCCUCGCUGGUCGCCUCCUCCGGCCACUCGGGAGGUGCUGCUACCUCGGGAUCAGCGGGCUCUGGCGGGGGCACUUCGCUUAGCACGACCCGGACCCUGACCCUCUUACCCUCCCUAGCUCCCGACUCCUCCUCCGCCUCCCGUGGCCCCGCCACGUCGUUGCACCCGCUGCUCACCGCCUCCCACCCCAGGGUCUCUGCCACUAGUCGCACGGCAGAAGCAUUAAGGUCCCCCUUUUCAUUACCCGGUAGCCCAAGAACACCGAAAGUCCAGCCUCUGCCCCUGCCUCCCCCCUGCGGCGGCUACAGUGCCACCAGCUCCCCCGCCCACCUGGGGCCCCUGGCGCGGCCACCCCCUGGCCUUGGAGGAGUCUGGGCUGCUCUGCCCUCUGUCGCGGGGGACAGCAGUAUAGUCGCGAGCCCACGGAACCCUCGCCAGCCUGGCCCUGGAGAGCGAGAGCCCAGUUCUUGGAUCGCUUCUGAGCCUGGCCCCAAAACACUGGUCUUCACCUUGCCGGACAUCGGUGAGGAGUGGGCCUCAGACAGCGACUCGGAGGACAGCGGAGAAGGAAGAGGACUUUCAGAAGGUUCUAGAAAGCACAGUGUUGCUGUGAAAAGCAAAGAUCCUUUACCAACACAUUUUACAAGAAAUGUUCAGAAAGCCAUUGAUAAAUAUACCUGUAGUGAAUCCCCGUCAUCGUUUUCAUCUAGUGGAAGCUGCACACCCACGAGAGCCCACGAUUCAUGGUCAAGGUCUUCAACACAGAGUUCUACCACAGGCUUGUCUACAGAGAGGAGCUCAGUUUAUUCCUGGAGAGAUGAUGAGUUUGACAAAGCCAAUGCACAGAAAGUGCAGCAGUUGUUUUGGGAGGUCGAUGAAAUGCUAUUUGAGGGGAAAGUAAGCCCUCAGACCCAGAAUCUAGUGGCUGAAUGUGGUGAAUGGGCAAGAAGAUCCCUCCAUCUGAGAGUAUUAGGAAGACAGCUUAUCCUGCCAACUGAUGAAGGGUUCCAACACUUCCAGGGCAAUGUGCCUAGUUCUGCUGGCCACAAACCCUUACCUGAUGCCCCAGAAUGCAGCAGCAACAUCCAACAGUUGUGCAUCUCUGGUUCUCAAAUAAUCCCAGCCACACUCUCAGCCUCUGCCCUGCCAGGCCCUGUAGGCACAGGGACUGCCCACCUCACAGCAUGUUCAUCCCUGGAAGAAGAGGUUUACGAUAUGGAUGGAAAGGUGGAAGAAUAUUUUGCUUUUGACAAAAAAGAGGAUGGCGAUGAACGUCUUGGACAGAAACCAGCUUACCGUGGCAGGAAUUGGCAUAAACAUGGACUUCCUCCUAUUUCUCCUCAUGACUGUAUCAAAGAUGCUGUGGCAGCAGAAGUGUUUGAUCAUGUCUGGAAAAAUGUGGUAGAAAUAUUAGAAGAACUGAUUAGGAAAAACUGGGAAACUACACUUAAAGAAGGUAAAAAACAGAAAGAAAAGUUGAAAGUCGCAGAAAAUAGACCUCCACAGGUACUCCCCUCCCGGCUGAGCACUGAUGUGGCUAGCGUCCCCCCAUCCAGGAGUUCUGAAGCUCGCAGCUUGCCCAUGGCUUCUCAUCUUAAUCUACCCCAGAUUCAUCGCUUCUCCAACAAUUUCUACAGUGAUUUGAAUGGUGUGAUGACAAUUCAAGCAAAACCACUCCAGCAGAGACCUGUGUAUUUUGUGGAUAGAACACAGAAUGAACAAGAGGACAAAUCAUCUAGUGUGGGCGCCAGUGCUCUGUCCUCUACAUGGCUCCGCCUGGCUAGAAUCUCAGAUACUCACAGAUUACAGACUUCUGCCAGGAAAAUACCAGCGCACCGGAGGCUGCCUUCUCUUACUUCAGAUUCACAGAGAAUAAAAACCCCCAAUGUGUACAGUGAUGAAAUUCUUAGGGGAACAAAACUGCAAACUGGCCUAGACCACGUGUCUUCCCCACCGGUUCAAACCUCCUGGAGCAGGUUGCCCCCAAUAGGCUCAGAGGCUGGGGAGCAGAUCACAGCUGUUUCUGGAUCCCGCUCCAUUUCCUACAGGGGAAGGUAUCCCCCAAACCAUGUGUCAAGUGCAAUGCCUGAUGGCAUAGAAAGAUCCCCUCUCCGAGAAAAAACCAUUACCCUGGAACAACUUUCAAGGCCCAACACAACCCAUACAUUCCGGUCGGAUACACCUCGAAAAGGAUCACUUACAACGAUGGAAUUUGCUGGUCACACAUGGACAGGUCAAAGUAUUUUGAUAGGUUCACAAUAUUUGCCUAAAUCUUUUCAGAGGACAACUGUGACUUCAAGAAAGAGAUUCCAAGUGGCAUCUUGAUAUUAAUUCACCAGAACCAUGGACUCACUGGAGCAUCCAAAGCCUCAGCAUGCCAUUUUUCACUUGAAAAAUGGAAGAACAAGUAUUAUACUAUUUAUCUGUUUAUCUGACAGUCUGCAAUGUUAGGCUACCUGAGUGAAAUGCAAAUAUAAUAAGUAAUUUCAUUUGAACACCUCACAUUCUAAAGAGCAUGGAAGUCAAAGUCACUAAUCUUCUUUACUGGGAGCAUUCCUGAGGUUCUUCAGGCUUUUCUCAGAAGAUCUAAUAUGUGUUUCAAUUCCAUCAUUCUAUCAGUUACGCACACAGAGAGUGUGUGCCUAUAUGCACACUCGAAUAAUAUAUAUGAUAUAUAUUAUCUAGGUCUAUGCCAUUUUGUAACUUUGUACCUUAAUUUUUUAAAUCUCAUUCUCUUAAUAAUUCCAUAAAAAUCCUAAUCACUAAUGGAUAUAACUUCCUUCUUUGAAAACUAGUAAAGUUGUGUUUGAGAUAAUCUGUCCCAUUUGGAAAAGAUUCUGGUUAUUCUAGUCACGGUGCUGACUUUGUUAUAUCUGUUUAAAAGUGCUUUAAUCAUGAGCUUCUUUGUGCAUCGUCAGUGGCUAAUUAAUUUUAAGCCAACUGUGUGUUACUAGUUUUUAUUUGAAAGGCAAGCCUUGCAUUUGAAAGUCCCCACAUUUAUACAUUUUUAAAGCUGAAUACAAAACAUAAUUAAAACUGGUUCCAUA